This is a messenger RNA of Saccostrea echinata, 1701 nucleotides long. Its product is annotated as gigasin-6-like. NCBI's taxonomy places the organism in Eukaryota, Metazoa, Mollusca, Bivalvia, Ostreida, Ostreidae. The transcript is spliced from 5 exons. The record is from RefSeq and is a predicted model, not a curated record. The coding region runs from base 22 to 1653 and encodes 543 amino acids.
CAACGCACUUCAUUUAUAAAAAUGCCCAUCAGAAAUAUUCUCCGCUGUUUGCUUUUGCUGUGUUUUCUGCAUUUAUCCUAUCAAGGUCCCAUAGAAGUCGAAAUUAAGAACACCAUUGAUGAAGUGUAUGUAAAUUGCAGAUCAAACAAAAAUCCUGGACUUGUUGUAGCAGUUGUUAAAGAUGGUCAGGAAGUCAUGACGGAGUCUUUCGGUGUCAAGGACAAAAUUUCUCUGGAGCCCGUUACCAAGGAUACGCUUUUUGGACUGGGGGGCCUUUCCGCUUUAUUUGCCAAUGUUCUCUUUGCCAAGAAGAGUGCUGCUUUUGAUGCAAUAAACGAAGACACAACUCUAAGAAAUCUCUUCGGGAAUAACAAAAUCUUUAAGAAAUCCAAGCUGCGUUCCAGAUACGCAACAACACUGGAUAUAAUGGCACAUCGGCUGGGGAUAAGAAACACUCCCUAUCUCUUCUUAGACGAGACCGUAACUAGAGGAGGGCCUGUUAUCGAUCGAAUUGCUAAUAUGAGAGCUAGGGGACGGUUUAGGGACAGCAUGUUCUAUAAUGAGGUGUUAUACUCUAUUCUCACCACCAUUGGCGAGAGACUUGGAAGUGAUGCUUGGGAACGUCUGGUAGAUGUAGAAAUUUACCAGCCUUUGGGAAUGAACACAGCAAAUUUUACAACCAUAGUGUCUCCCUCAACGACGGAUAUUGCUCAGGCUUAUAAAGAUGAUGAAGGCACACUUUAUCCAGUGCCACACGAAUUUUUAAAGAAGUGGUCGAGAUUGUGUGCUACUACAUGCGUAAUGUCUAGUGUAAAAGACAUGGCAAAAUUCAUGAAAUUCCUUCUCGGAAACGGAACAAUACCAGGCACAAGCGAGAUUUUGCUUUCCAAGAAGAGUCACGAAGAUCUUUUUGAUGCCUACAAUCGUCUUCAAAACCCUAGCAUUGAGGAUUAUUUCUUAACAAUUAGAGGUCUCCCGGUCUCUAGAACACAUUUUGCCUACGCCCAAGGAAUAAAAAAAGGAAUCUACAAUAACGAAAGGAUACUUGAAAGUGCUGAUGACAUGUUUGGAUACAAUACUUUGUUGACACUGUUUCCUGAUCAUAAUUUGGGCAUAUUUAUAGCGAUGACUGGAGAAGAUAAAGACGAUCUCUUCCGAACAGCUCUUAGUAGUUAUAUUUCGGAUCUUUACCUUGGUAAGCAGGCUUGGUUGAACGCAACUCUUCUAUGCAGCUUCCCCGAACCCUUCAUGCCUGCUCCACCAGAAAGCACCCCCAAAACACACCCGGAAGUGCCUAUCGGCAGAAAUCUCGAAGAUUUUGUUGGUAACUAUACAAGUGAUAUUUAUGGAACAGCAAGCGUAGUUGAUGAAAACGGAAAUUUAAAAUUUAUUUAUGGCAUGGGCGAAUUUAAUUUGAAAAGAGAAGAAACUGAGUCAUUGAAGUUUAAUAUGUUUCCAACGGGAUUGAUUGAACAUUUGAUUCCCGUGGACGAUUUGCGGUUCAAAGAGGACCCGAACACACUUCAAAUCGAAUCGUUGAGAGUAGACAGAUUUGAUGGCGGUGUGUUUACUAAAGAAUCUCCACCUACGACAACCACCACCACAACAACACAAGCACCAGUCUCGGCUGGUGGCGUAGCAAUACCCCUCUAGAAGCUGCGAGGAACUGUUCCUAAAGAAAUAAACUGUCUAUAGAAUAAA